This is a messenger RNA of Pan troglodytes (chimpanzee), 4384 nucleotides long. RefSeq names its product ATP-binding cassette sub-family A member 17-like. NCBI's taxonomy places the organism in Eukaryota, Metazoa, Chordata, Mammalia, Primates, Hominidae. The record is from RefSeq and is a predicted model, not a curated record. The transcript has 16 exons. Gene Ontology annotation, molecular function: ABC-type transporter activity; lipid carrier activity. Gene Ontology annotation, cellular component: membrane; intracellular membrane-bounded organelle. Gene Ontology annotation, biological process: transmembrane transport; lipid transport.
AUGGUGGAACGGAUCUUUGAUGUUGAGUUUGAAGUCUCCUUAAGUAGAAAGCGGGCAGCUGGGCAGCCUUUGCCUUCACACCAGCCACUCACUGAUGGGAUUUUUCUCUCUGUAGUUUUAGGCUAUUCUUCAGUGUCUUUGUUUGAACGUUAUAUAAUUGAUGAUCCCAAAGCUUUCUACUUAUUGGCAGGAAUUGUUUUUGACCACAGCGUCAAUGACAGCAAUGGAUCUUUGCCACUUGCGGUUAAGUAUCAAUUGCGCUUCAGUUACUUUCAGAAGAAUUUUAUACCGGGGAAAAAUAUAUUUUUUCAAGAUGACAUAGAAGGCUGGUGGACAUCCUUUCUUUACCCUCCCAAUCCACGCCAAGAACCCCGGGAAUUUCCAUUUGCUGAUGGGGGAAGUCCUGGAUACAACAAAGAAGGCUUCCUGGCCAUACAGUAUGCUGUGGAUAAAGCCAUCAUGUGGUACCAUGCUCACAAUGCAAUGACCAACAUGUUUGAGAAUCUCAAUGUACUUGUGAAGAGAUUCCCAUAUGGACCCUAUAUCGAGGACAGGUUCUUCCUAGUCCUUCAGAAUGAGUUUUCUGUGUUCUUCAUACUCAGCUUCAUGUGCAUUGAGCUCGUCAUCAUCAGUUCCAUUGUACUGGAGAAAGAGAAAAGACUGAAGGUAACCCCAGAUACUUCAGGUGUAUGCCUCUCCUGGGACAGGGGUAUGGGGAGGCUGCUAAUGAAAAAUGACCAGAAUAGGAAUGCAGCCAAAAGGAGGUUGCUUAGGUGUCCAAGCAACUUCCAAGGUGAGUUGGAACUUGGAAGGUUGUUCACAAUUUUAACUUGCUUGCAAUCUAGGUCACUGUUCUCGCAAGAUGUCUUGCCCUACAAGACUCUCCCAUUCUGGAUUCUGGGCCUGUCACGUCAGAAGUGCCCUGAAGUCAAGCAGGUGCUGCACAUCAUCGGCCUGGAGGACAAGUGGAACUCACGGAGCCGCUUCCUGAGCGGGGGCAUGAGGCGCAAGCUCUCCAUCGGCAUCGCCCUCAUCGCAGGCUCCAAGUUCAGUCUUCUCUGCCAACAAUUUUAUGCCAUGCUCCUGAAAAAGGUCACAUAUUCUUAACACAACUGGAUGUUGAUGUUAUCAAUACAGAUCCUGGUCCCUCUGGUGAUCAUCAUGUUAAGCCUCACGUUCUUCAAUUUCAAAGAAAGAAGCAUAGAAAAUGUCCCAUUGGAGCUGACUCUGAAAACAUAUGGUCAGACCAUUGUUCCUUUCUUUAUUUCUCAGAAUUCCAGGCUGGAUCCUCAACUUUCAGAAUGCUUUGCAAAUAUGCUUAUGGUUGAGGGACAGAUUCCUCUGGAGGUCCUAGGUUCUGUAGAUGAGUUCCUAUUGAAAAAGGCAAAAGAGGAGCCUGAGGACUUUGAUAAGCUCUACUUAGUGGCAGCUUCCUUUGAAGACGUGGGAAAUCACACCAUAGUGACAGCGCUGUUCAACAACCAGGCAUACCAUUCUUCUGCCCUGGCUCUGGCGCUAUUGGACAAUUUUCUCUUGAAGUUGCUUUCUGGUGCCAGGGCUUCCAUUACCGUAGCCAACCACCCUCAACCUCAGUCAGCCAUGGAGGAUUCAGAGAAUUUCCUGUAUCAGGAACCUAAAGGACAUUACCUUGUUAUCAACUUGCUUUUUGGAUUAGCUUUCCUGUCUAGCUCUUUUUCCAUGUUGACAGUCAGAGAGAGGCGCGUUAAGGCCAAGCUUGUCCAGUUUAUCAAUGGAGUUUAUGUGGCCACUUUCUGGCUCUCCACUCUGCUAUGGGACCUCAUCUCCUUCCUCAUCCCCAGUCUGCUGCUGGUGGUAUGGUGGUGGAUUGGUUACUGUCCUCAGUUUGAUGCUCUGCUGAACUUCAUGACAGGCCAUGAGAUGCUGGUCAUGUAUGCCCAGAGCGGGGGCAUCCCAGAGCACCCCAUCAGUGCUAGUGUGGACCAGAUUCUUGAGGAUUUAGUCAUGUACAUGUACGCCGACAAGCUGGUCAAGACCUACAGACCUGGAGAGCAGAGCAAAGCCCCCAGCUCUGGGCAUGAGGUCACUGCGCAGGUGGUUGGGGGCGGCCUGCAGGAAGAGGGGAACAAGUUAUUUCCUGAGUGGAUAGCCCAAGCCACAAUUCAGCUCUGGGUGAAAGUGGUGGACUGCAUUGCUGAAAGCCCCAUGAGGGCCUUUGACACUCCCAGCCCUGUCUCAGGCCCCCGCCCUCUCCCCAGCAUGGAGGAGUGUGAGGCCCUGUGCAGCCGGCUGGCCAUCAUGGUGCAGGGGCAGUUCAAGUGCCUGGGCAGCCCCCAGCACCUCAAGAGCAAGUUCGGCAGUGGCUACUCCCUGCAGGCCAAGGUGCAGAGUGAAGGGCAGCAGGAGGUGCUGGAGGAGUUCAAGGCCUUCGUGGACCUGACCUUUCCAGGCAGCGUUCUUGAAGACAAGCACCAAGGCAUGGUCCAUUACCACCUGCUGGGCUGCAACCUCAGCUGGGCGAAGUUGAGCGCACAUUUUUGACGUGACCCACUUUCUGGGGUGUUUGGCACUCUGGAGCAAGCCAAGAAGUACAUGCUGGACAACUACUCAGCAGUCAGGUCACCAUGGAGGACGUCUUCCUGAGCUUCGCCUGCCCUGUGCCCCUAGUCCAAAGUGAAGACCAACGAGAGCAAGCAGAGCAGAAUCCCCUGCCCAGAUGGUUUGUCCAUCCAGUGCACUCCCUCCCAAGGCAGGCCAUGCCGCCCAACGCACCCUGAGAUGCGAGAUGCAGCAAAGCAGUGGCUCUGCAGAACUUCGGGUAGAGUUUGGAUGGGUGCGUGGAGGUUUCCACACAUGUGUGCAGAUCCCUUGGAAAGCAGGAUAGAGCCAGAAACAGAGAGGAGGGUGCCCGUAGGCCGGUGGGGGCUGGCUCCCAUGGUCACAUGCAAGAGUGAAGCUUCAUGGAGACCAUGAUUCGAAACUCACACCUGGCCUCACAGGUGGUCAUGUCACUGUUCUUCUGAAGGAAGGAGGAAAUAAAUAUUGACAAGUUUGCUAGCCUAAGUCGGGAUGUUACAAUAUUUAAAUAUUUGGAUGUGUGGGCUUUCAUCCUCUUCCCUGGCUCCUGCAAAUUUAGGGCUGCAUGUGAUCCUAUAUCCACCCAUGAAGUGGACAGCGCCCCACCUCCCACAUGGGUAGACUGGCUUAGAGGCAGCCAGUAACUUCCCACAUCAACAGACAGGGGAGCCAGGGUUGCACUGGGGCAGAGGUUCUCGCAGUGGGGUCCCAGCAGCAGCAGCACCAUCAGGAAACUUGUUAGAAAUGUAGGUUCUUGGGCCCCACCCAAAACUUACUGAAUCAGAAAUGCCUGGGGCAGGGCCAGCAAUCCAUGUUGCAAGAAGCCCUACAGCAGGUGCUCUGGCGCAGCUCCAGCAUGAGAACCACUGAGCAGAGGCCCCAUGGGCGCCAGACCAUCACACUGUACAGAUGCAGAUGGAUGUGGCCACAUGCCUUUGUCAUGUACACUCACCUCUCUUCUGAGACGGGCUCCAUCCAGCAGCCCUUUCUCUCUCUCUGGAGCUCACUCUGCCCCUUGCCACAGGCCCCUCAGCUCCUCUCUGGGAAGUGCAGAUGCUGGUCUCUGCCCCUUCUCAGCCAGGACUCAGGAAAGGGUCAUGCACAGGCCUUGCCUAUGGUUCCUGCACCCCUUGCCCAGAACAACGGCGUCGCACACCCAUGGUCGCCAACCCACCCUCCUCAGUCCUCGUUUCAGGUGACUGCUCCCUGUGAUGAAAGCCACUCCCUGGGCUCCCAUAUCCAGCUCUCAUUCCUCCCAUGCCCCUCUCUGCCUCCACUGAAGGCCCAUCUUCUUCUCUGAAUGUGGGAUUUAUCAGGCUCCCAAGCUACUUCACUUUCCCUUCUCUCCCCUGCCCCUCACUACCCAUAACGUUUUCAACCGACACCUCAUUCUACCACGAAUUUCCCUGAGCUCCUAACAGUUUAGACUUUUCCAACAAGGUCUCACCUUCCUGAAGCCCAGUGGGAAACGGGCCCACACCCUGGAGGAGCCACUUAUCACCCCAGGGCAGCCCUGGAGGCUCCCACUGCCAGGGCAGGGUGUGGGGCGAGAGCAGGCAUGGCUGCAGUCAAGACAACUCCUGCUCCCUGAAAAAGAAAUUUGCCUCUCCAUGUUGAAAGGAGAGUGAUCAGGACACAAAGCACAGGAUAGAGCUAAAGGACAACCUAGGGACCAAGGAUGCUGUUCUAGAUUCUAGAGGCAGCUGGUGUGGCUAAUGUGCUCAUGGCUGGCUCUAGUUGAUUAAUCCCUUCAAGAUGCUAUGGAAGCUAACCCUGAAAGUGCACCUCUGCCCUAGGGGGAGACAGGUAACAGUGACAAAGUAGGAAA